Molecule: messenger RNA, 594 nt
Organism: Phytophthora megakarya
Lineage: Eukaryota; Oomycota; Peronosporomycetes; Peronosporales; Peronosporaceae
Source: the annotation of a GenBank genome assembly
GGGGAGACAGAACGGCUGUCCCUGAGGCAGACAACGCAUUUAGCCAAGAUAGCGAACCAGCUCGUACUGGACUCCCGGGACGCGUUGUUCUAUGUGAGCCGAAACACUCCGGAACGCCCCCGGGACGCUGCCGACCGUCUCCGCCUGGUGGUUCCCCAAGACCUCCAAGAGGACAUUCUGCACCAUUGUCACGCAGACUUCCAAGGCGCUCGCCAGGGUAUCAUCCGGACCUGUGAGAGACUACGCAAAGAAUUCUACUGGAUUGGGAUGUUCAAGUACACGGAGCGAUAUGUCAAAGAGUGCGUGGAUUGUGUCACAGCUAAGGGGUUACCCCGGAACCCAGGCUCAUCACCCGGCAACUUGCUGGCUACGCGACCGUUCCAAGUCGUCUCGAUGGACUUCGUCAUACCGUUACCCCAGUCAACCCGGGGAAACACAGCACUACUCUUGUUCCAGUGUGCGUUCUCGGUGUUCAUCAUGUGCAAGGCCAUGGCGAGCACCGAGGCCCAGGACGUGGCCGAAGCUUACGAAGCACUUCCGGGAGAUGCUCGGGAGCAGGCAGCGCGCGACCCUGGCCUAUCGACCCCAGGCUAA